AUGUCCUCAAAUCCAGCCAAACAAUAUGCUGAUAUCAUGGGAUAUCAACCUGAUGGAAACUUCCUCUAUAAACCUCAAGACGCCCAUGAUUUACCCCUCGGAUCAGUCGGAUAUUUCGACAGAAAUGAAGACUGGGUCCAACUGGCCAAUCUGAUGGAAGAAGGAAAUCCAGAAUCAAACGGAUACGGGCCGUUCCACCACACCCUACAAGUGGGUGAAGUGAAGGAGUGUUUCUGGGACAAGCAAUCUGGCGAUAGUGAGGUGGGACAGAGCUCCCGGGCCACUGUCGAAGCUUCUGGCGCCAUGGCUGCUGCUCCGGUUGACGUGUCGGCCCAGAUGAAGCGCAACAGUUCGUCGACUGGCAGUGCAGCCCUCAUUACCAACUCAGUGGUGCGCAAACACAAACUCAAGAAUCCCUUCAAGCAUGAAAUAAUGGAUUGGGUGGACGAGAACGCGGCAGAGAUCAUCAAGCCCCGGCGUCGCCGUCACGAGAUCAAAAAUCGUGGGCUGUUCGUUAUUAUGGCUGUUUGGGUCACCGAUGAGUGUGCGAUCAAGCUCACUACUGAGAAAAACCGCGAUGUUGAUUUUUCACUGGACUUGGGAGCUACAGGAAUCGGUAAGGUAGGCGGCGGCAUUGGAGCUUAUGACAAGCUUAGUAGAGAAAACUGGGCCACAUACCCCCCAAACAAGACCAAGAAUGGCUACGUCGUCUCGUUUGCAGGCGUGGAGUACUCUCUCAAGUGGCUCGCUAAGAAGCGAAGUGUGCCUGUCGACGUAGAAAGAGAGACAAUUAGUUUACCGGUUCCAAAACCCGGGCCGAUUGACGGUACACCUGAGGGACAAGAGACGUCAGAGUCUGAAGCCGAUAGCGAGGGAGAGGAUGUAGGAGAAAGCGUGUGUAAUGCGUUUGGGAUGGAUGAUAGUGAUGACGAGGAGUAUGCACAGCAGCAAAAAGAGGCUAGGAAAGUGGUGAUGGAAAAGCUUGUGCAAAUUAGGCAGAUUGAAAACGAAGAGCAGAGAAAAGAGGAGUUGACGAAGUUGGUGCAGGAAGACCUGCAGGCUCGGGCUAUCAUCGGGAAGUGGCUUCAGGAACGGGAGGCUCAGGAUUAA
Messenger RNA from Aspergillus affinis, 1110 nucleotides. RefSeq lists its product as uncharacterized. Bases 1 to 1110 code for a protein of 369 amino acids. The transcript is spliced from 3 exons. Lineage: Eukaryota; Fungi; Ascomycota; Eurotiomycetes; Eurotiales; Aspergillaceae. The record is from RefSeq and is a predicted model, not a curated record.